Messenger RNA from Neltuma alba, 990 nucleotides. Its product is annotated as protein EMBRYO DEFECTIVE 514-like. The record is from RefSeq and is a predicted model, not a curated record. Gene Ontology annotation, biological process: nucleologenesis; chloroplast rRNA processing; chloroplast organization. NCBI's taxonomy places the organism in Eukaryota, Viridiplantae, Streptophyta, Magnoliopsida, Fabales, Fabaceae. Gene Ontology annotation, cellular component: chloroplast; nucleus. The transcript has 2 exons. Bases 104 to 826 code for a protein of 240 amino acids.
UCCUAAGUCCUAGCGUCUCGUGCCCCCGUCGUUUCUUAGUGCUCUGUGGCGAUCAUCUAGGGUUUUACUCUAAACCCUUGCUUUCCCCGUAUACUCUUAAGUCAUGGCGGAAGCAACUGCAAAGGAAGUUGAGGAGACCAACACUACAACCACCGUAGACAUGGAAGUUGAAAACACGGAAUCGCCUCAAAACGCCGGGGGCAACGGCGGCUCUGAACCCAAUGGCACUGAUCCCGCGACGAACGGCGAGUCCAAUCUGAAGCGGGAACGGGAAGAGGAUGAGUCCCAGGAAGGCGAGGACGGAGUUUGUAAGAAGCCAAAACUGGAAAAGUCAGUGGAAGAAGAAAGGCUGGAGAAGUUGGAAGAAGGGGUCCAAGAGGAGGAGAAAUCGGGUCCCGUGAACCUGGGUUACAAGACUUUUGCGUCUUCUGUUGAAAUAUUCGAUUACUUCUAUAAGUUUCUUCAUCACUGGCCUCCUCAUCUGAAUGUUAACAAGUAUGAACAUACAAUGCUGCUGGAAUUGCUUAAGAAGGGCCAUUCAGAACCAGAUAAGAAGAUUGGUGGAGGGGUCCGCACAUUCCAAAUCCGCAACCAUCCUACAUGGAAAAGCAGGUGCUUCUUCAUUAUCAGGGAAGAUGACUCCGUUGAUGAUUUUAGCUUCCGGAAGUGUGUGGAUCAUAUACUUCCAUUGCCGGAAGAGAUGAAACUGAAGUCCCAUGCGAACAAGAUGUUAGGUGGUGGAGGAGGAAAGGGGCGCGGAGGAAGAGGCGGUGGUGGUAAAGGAGGCGGCCGUGGACGUGGGAAAGGAGGGAAGUUUAGGCGAUGAGUACAAUAGAUGCUAGUCCGAAUUGGUUUACAAUAGUUGAAAUGUUUUCUGUAUUUCCAAUUUACCAUCUUGUUUCGUUUUCCUUCUGCUCUCUCUGAUUUAUAUGUCGACUUUCUGAGUUAAAUUCCUGCCCUUUGCAAUAUAAUAUAACACAUUGCUCCAAA